AUGGGAAUCAAUGCAAAAGAUAUCGGAACUCUCCUCUGGAAAAUCCUUAGAAUCACCACGAAAAAUGUUUAUACAUACGUUAGAAAAUACCCAAUUAUCUCUAGUGUUUCUGCUGCUACGUUCCUCUUAUACACUUUCCUCCCCAGGCUCUUCUAUUUCAUCCUCUGCUCUUCACCCUUCAUCGCAUGUUCUGCGUUUUAUCUUCGAAACCAUCUAAGAUCCAAGAAGAUCGAAAGUAUCAACACGGCUAAUGCGUUACCGCCAUUUUCUCCUGAUGGUUCUGAGAGAAGAACAAAGAGAGCUGACUUAAAGCAACAAAGAAGCGUUAGAAGAAACGCGAGAAGGAAAGUUGAGGAGGUUGGAAAAGAUUGGGACUCUUCUCAGGCUAGCGAGGAUGAGAGAGACCAAGUCAUUUUAACAACUCUCUAUGGAGAAGUCCCCAAACUUGAAAAUUUUAAGAAGGAUAGAGCGUUUCUUGUGUCCCAAGAAUUCUCCUUUGAGCCUAACCUAGAGAAAGAAAAGAAAGACAGAGAGUUUCUUGCAUCGCAAGAAUACUCCUUAGAGCCUAACCUAGACCAAGGAAAGAAAAACAGAGCCUUUCUUGCAUCGCAAGAAUACUCAUUUGAGCCUAACCUAAACGAAGAAACUCUUUCUUUAACCACAAGAAAUGAUUCCCUUCUACAUCCAUAUGAGAGGCUUACGAGCGGAGGUGGUGAAACUGAAGUUGAGUGUUCAUCAUCAUCAUCAUCAGAAAGCGAAGUAGAAACUCUCCAUGAAGACAAAAAGAUUAUAGCAUGGACAGACGAUGAUCAGAAGAAUCUAAUGGAUUUAGGAAACUCUGAGAUGGAACGUAACAAAAGAUUAGAGCAUUUGAUUACAAGAAGAAGAACAAGGAGACAAGUCUUACUUGCUGCCCAGGGAAGCCUAAUGGAUAUGGAAGUUCCUCUUAUUAGUGUUGGACGAAACUAUUUCGGUUUGGAUGAUGAAAACUAUACAAUUGAUGGAAUUCAAAUACCUGAAUCUGCACCUUCUGUGAUGUUACCAACAAAAAACCCUUUUGAUCUUCCUUAUGAUCCACAAGAGGAGAAGCCUAACCUCUCAGGUGAUAGUUUUCAUCAAGAGUUUUCUGCAGCUAACCCUAACCCUAACCCUAGUGAGAGCCUUUUCUGCCACCACGAGAGCUUUUGCCGCCGAGUCUUGCCAUCAGAAGUUGACUCGAGAUUGGAACAGUGGAAAAAGUCAACUGAUGGUUUGCUUAGACCACAACAAGGCAGUGAUGAUGAUGAUGGUUUGGUUGGGAAGAAACAACCUCUAAUGGAACUAAAAGAUGUAACAAUAGCAGAAGCAAAAGAUAUGGAGUCAGAACACAUGGCAGAGACCGUUGUGAGUGAUUCCAACUCAUUUCUUGCGCCUGAAGAAAGUGUAAUAACGGAUACCAACGUGUUAGAUCAAGCAAAUUCUUCUGGAGAUUCUGUAAAACCAAACGGUGAUCAUCAACGUGGUGGAAAUGCUAUAACGAGUCUGAAACCUAGAAACGCUGUGACACGUUCGACUUCAUUAGCACCUGAAAGGCAAAUAUACAUGGAACAUUUUGGUUAUAGCACAGUGAAAGGACAUAAGGUGACAAAAUCAGGGGAAUCUGAUCUUCAAGUUGAGUUUUCUGAAGUGGGAUCACCUCCCACUACAAUUGAUUGGAAUCACUCUGAUGAUGAUGAGAAGUCACUAAAGGUCAACGAGUCAGACACAGGAAAGGAAACAGGCUUUAGUGGUGUGGAUAGUGCUGCUGAAUCUCAAAUGUUACCACUGGAGAAACUUGAUCAAGAUUUCAAUGAAAAGAGUUCUCAAGAAACUGAUGCAGCAAAACAAUUUGAGGGUUUAUCUGAUGGUACAGAUGUCAAUGGAAUAUCUGAGGAAGAGGCCAUAGUUCCUCACACCAAUGAAGUUAUACUAGAGGAACCACAUGAACAUCUCCAAAACUUGGUGGAUGAGAUGAAGAUAAGUUAUGAGUCUGAUGAACCUGGACCCUAUGAGAGAAGAACCAAUCAAGAGAUACAAGAGACAGUUGAACCAGAAGCUUCAGUUGUGAACCAUGUCACAUCUGAUGAAUCUGAUACUUCACCAACAUCUGUGUUACCAGACAUGACGUUACCAUUAGGUCAGAAUUUGAGUUUAACUUCUGAGAAUGUGGAACUUGCAUCAGAUAGUCAACAGGGGGAUAUGGUUCCAGAUCCUGAACCAUCUCAGAGUCAAUUAGGUGGUGAUAGAAACAGUAUAGAAACAGAGGCUGCCUAA
Molecule: messenger RNA, 2292 nt
Organism: Eruca vesicaria subsp. sativa (arugula)
Lineage: Eukaryota; Viridiplantae; Streptophyta; Magnoliopsida; Brassicales; Brassicaceae
Source: the annotation of a GenBank genome assembly